AUGGAGCCGACGGCCUUCAGAGGGGUGAGUUUGAGUUCUGACUUUAAAACACAUUAAUCAUUUAACUGUUAAAAAAAUUAUUAAUUCUUCUCAUGUAAUCAUAGAAAGUAUUAAUACAGUUUUAUUUACUCUGUGUGUGAUUUUUCUCUUAUUUAAAAAAGUGAAAAUCUUUAAGUUUUAUUUUUCAUUUACAUAAUUUUAGGUGAUUUUUUUAUGUUUGUCUGCAGAUGAAUCAACAGGAAAAAAGACUCAUUAGGACCUGAAACUGGUCAAUAAAAUUCACUUUAAAUCAUUUAAACGAGGAUUUGACUCAGUCAGUAAAAAUAUAAAGAUGAUUUAAUUGUGCUUUUUAAAAAUGUAUGACUUGUAAAUUAUUUUCAUGUUUAAAUAAAAAUAUAAAAUGAGGUAAAAAUGUCAGAACUGACUUUUUAAACCCACAUGAAAAUAUUUUAAACGCAGAAGAUUAUUUGUUUUCCCUGCAGAUUAAAGAGUUUUUACUGUGAUUUCAGACAAAAACAUAAAACAAUAAUAAUCUUAUUUAUGUUUGGAUGAAGUUUGAGGAUAUUUAAUCAUUAUAAAUAUCUGUAACAGACGUAAAAUAAUCAGUUUAACCCUCAUGCAGUAUUGGUGACAGAAACGUCCACUAAGAGUCACUUUUUCCUCUUAAUUUCUCCAGAUUUACUUCCUUCAGUGGCGUUAGUGACUACAAAUUAGAGUGAAGUUCAGAUGUUCUCAUAAACAUCAUAAAACAGAAACUAGGCGAGUAAAACAACAGGCCUGUGUCACGGGUAAAUGUGUGAACCAGGUGAUCAAUAAUAAAAUUACCUAUUUUUUCAGGAGGUGGGCAGAGUGAGCGGACCGGACCAGAACUCUGCAGGAUCCACCUUCAGUGAGUGACGAAAUCCAGACUCUGCUCAAACGUCCCUGAAUUCUGAACUCGAGGUUUUUACCGAUCUCUGUUUCUGUUUCAGGUAAACUCCAGCUGUUAGACUGGUGUCCACCUCAGCAGCAGUACCUGAAUCUGACCAGCAGGGGGCAGAGCGGCCCGUCACACACUCAGACUGCUGCCGCUGCUGUGAGCGUGUGUGUGUGUGUGUGAACCCCGUCCUUCGAGCCGAUAUGUCUCCCUUCAAACACCAUCAGUGUGACUGUGACUCAGAGUCUGUGGAGCUGCUCCAGGCGUGUCAGUGUGUGUGUGUUUGUGUGUGUGUGUGGACCAUACUGUGGUGUUUAUUUGCGCUCUUGUCAGUUUCUUUUCUCUCAUAAAAACAGCUGAAAGCAGAAACACAGAAACGCCCCGAGCUUCUGUCGCUUUUGGUCGAAAUCAAACUUUUAACUUUUUCUGAACAAACAAAGAGUCAAAUUUAUGAAAUUAUGUUUAUAUAUAAACAAUUAUAUUCAUGAAAUUAAACUGUUAGAAAAGUCUAGAUGUAGAGUAACUAUCGUCACAGAUUCGUAAAAUCACGAUAACCUUCGUUUCUCUCUCCCUCCCUCAGUCCUCCGUCCAUCCUCUCGUUCCUCUCCUCCUCUACAGCGACAGACACUUCCCUCCCUCCUCCCUGUACGGCCAGCCAAUCAGCGCCUCCGCUGCCCUGCAGGCCGACGCCCCCUCCAAGUUGCGCCAGUGCUACCAUGGCAACCACAACAACAACAAGUGAGCUUAACGACAAGUUCGGCGUAUUUCAAAGAACAGUGACUUUAUCAGAGGCGGAAACACAACGGUUUGUCUGUUCGUAGUUUUUAGAUUAAUUAUCGUUAAAUUUGAAGAAUUUUUUAUUAGACUUCUUAAUCUUGUUUUCCUGAUUUUUGACUCAAAUUAUCAACAGAAGUCUUUAAAUCACGACCUAAAGUAACCUCAACAUGUCGCCUGACAGCAGUGGGACGUUCGCUGUCGUCAUUUUUCUUUGAAGGAGAAAAACGUAAAAAAAGAUUUUUAAAGUUUUUUAAAGAUUCUUAAAGCUGAGCGGAGUAAACUGAGGCUAACACGCAGCUCUAAUGCUGUGUUACAGUUUCCUCUGAAGUCGGAUGUCGGGGCUGGGAAUAACGCUACACCCGAGUUGAUGGCGUCCCAGUUAACAAGUCGGAAAACCAAGAUGGACGCCUACUGUUGGCUGUUGUCAGCUGUUAGCGGUUGUUAGCGGUUGUUAGCCAUUGUCAGUUGUUGUUAGCCGUUGUCAGUUGUUGUUUGCUAUUGUCAGGUGUUGUUAGCUGUUGUUAGCCAUUGUUAGUUGUUGUUAGCUAUUUUUAGCUGUUGUUAGCUGUUGUUAGCCGUUGUCAGUUGUUGUUAGCUAUUUUUAGCUGUUGUUAGCUGUGGUCAGUUGUUGUUAGCCACUGUUAGUUGUUGUUAGCUAUUGUUAGCUGUUGUUAGCUGUUGUCAGUUGUUAGCCACUGUUAGUUGUUGUUAGCUAUUGUUAGCUGUUGUUAGCUGUUGUUAGCCGUUGUAAGGUGUUGUUAGCUGUUGUCAGUUGUUGUUAGCCGUUGUUAGUUGUUAGCUAUUAGCUAUUGUUAGCUGUUGUCAGUUGUUGUUAGCCGUUGUUAGUUGUUAGCUGUUAGCUAUUGUUAGCUGUUGUUAGCUGUUAUUAGCCGUUGUCAGGUGUUGUUAGCCGUUGUUAGUUGUUAGCUAUUGUUAGCUGCUGUCAGUUGUUGUUAGCCAUUGUUAGUCGUUGUUAGCCGUUGUUAGCUGAUGUUAGCGUUUGUUAGCGAUAGUGUUAAACAACGCAUAAUGCAAUAUUUUACACGUACAAACACCAUAUUAUCAUGUUCACAGUUAGACGUGGGUCAGUUCAACAUUUAUGACUUAUUUAAUUUCACGAAAACUAAACAGAAGUGCGAAUAAAUAAAACAUGACGAGCUCUUUCACUGUUGAUGCGCUGCGCUGCUAUCUUGGAUUAUGACGUUGUCGUCAAGUCGGGGUUGGUGAGGAUCGUCCGACUUUCCGAGUCCGAAAUCCGACUUCAGGGGGCGUUCCAGAUGACUUUCCGACUCAGAGCUCGAAAUUCCGACUUCCGAGCACAAAUGUAACGCAGCAUUAGCUUGGACACGAGACGGUUCAGGUCAAAGGUCAGCUACACUCAUAAAUAUACCUGGACGUCAUCUGCGUAACGAAACACCUCCUCUCUCUCUCUCUUUCUCUGUCUCUGUCUGUGUACGGUGGAUGUCUCUCGCCCUCAGCGGCUCACAGCUGGUGAAGAAACCUCUGAACGCCUUCAUGCUCUACAUGAAGGAGACGAGACACAAAGUCCUGCAGGAGGGGCGGGAGAGAGAGAGCGCCGCCAUAAACCGCAUCCUGGGACGCAGGGUGAGAGCGGCGAUGAUGUUUGUUGACGGGUGUCUGAAAGGAAAAGUUUGGCAAUCCCGAUCUCUCUUUCUUUUUACGUGUUUCUUCCUCUCUUUCAGUGGCACGCUCUGUCUCGCUCCGAACAGUCGAAAUAUUACGAUCUGGCUCAGAAGGAGCGACUUCUUCACAUGCAGCUCUACCCCGGAUGGUCCGCCAGAGAUAACUACGUACGUGUUUGUCGUUCAAUCGCAGAGUAACCGCUCCAAACGGAGAGAUUCAGGAAAAAAACGAGUUUUCUUUUCUUCUCAGGGUAAGAGGAAGAGGAAGCAGAGCAGGAGGUCAACAGGAAGCUGCUCCAGGUCAGGCUGAAACUAAAUAAAAGACUUCCUCCUCAUCGUUAGGUCAGCACAACACAACGUCUGCGAUCACAGAUACUUCAGCCCGUCCUCCCUCUGCUCGUCAUGUGACCACCUCCUCUUCUGCUCCCUCAUAUUUACUCUCUUCUUUAACGGCUGAUACUUCUUCAACGACAGGAGAAAUCGGGACACAUCAAACUUUGCAUCUGGAACGCCAAUUCCUACCGGAUCCAUUUGUUGGGCGAAUGUCGUGGUGGAUUACGGACAGCGGUAAUCACGAGGAACCCGCAGAUUCACGUUCAAUCACACGAUAACGAGUUGUCUCUCUAAAGACAGACACAUAGACAUAUAAGCAGUAGAUUGUGUCCUUCCAGAGGAGGAAAUCUACUUCUAGACUUCUAGAAUCAGCAUCUCCUCAUCCAUGGUGUCAUCGGGGUGAAAUGACGUCUAAAAACCUUUCACUUGUUCGUCUCCGCGAUCAGCUGAGGAGUCCGGCGAUCCUCAGAGGAACGGAAAGAAGUCGGUGUAAAUUGACACGUUAACUUGAAUGGUUACGAUCAGCUACGAUCGGAGGAUACGACCUUUUAGGAGACGAUCAGGAUGAAGGUGGAAGUUGGGGGUAACUCUCUUUUGGAAAGGACAGUUGGACUUACUUGGGACGUUUCGCCUUUCAACAAAGAACUGGAAAUCAUAGAUGCUGCAUCUUCAGUUUUAGACAAUAUCUCCAGGUUUAGGAGCAACAUCUACGUCCAUCAAGACAAAGAUUUUUUCAGGGAAGACCUUCAGAUGAUCCCAAACCAGAUUCUGACAACAGUUGAAAUGUGGAAUGUCGAACUCUUGUGAUCAGCUGAGGAGUCCGGCGAUCCGCAUAGGAACGGAAAGAAGUCGGUGUAAAUUGACACGUUAACUUGAAUGUUUACAAUCAGCAACGAUCGGAGGAUACGACCUGCUGUCCGUAAUCUGCCAUGAAAUUCCCCUCACAAAUGGAGCCGACAGGAAUUGGUGUACGGAGAAAUCCACUGCCGUUCUGGAUGCGUUGGAAAUCCCGAGUUAGCCCGACUCCAAUCGGAAUUUGAGAAUCCCGAUUGGAGUCGGAGAACUCUCAUUGACACACUACUUUUGGGGAGGAGGACACGUUUCACGUCAAUAAUUCGAUUUUCUCAGCUGCAUGUAAACGCCGACAACGAGAGAAGUCCGAUUCGGCAAAAAAAAAAAAAACGAAUUAUGAGUUUAGUCCGAUUAAACUGUGACUGUAAACGCACUGAGUGUUUUCUUUAGUUAACGUCCGACGAAUUAGCCUCUCGCUUGUUGUAGACGGCAUUUUAAUAACAGGUAGUAACAAGCCGAGAGACGAUGUAUCGCCAUCUAGUGUAGAGAAGACAGACGUACUUCUGUCAAAUGGAUUCUUGUCCGGUUCUUAUAAUCUGGGACGAGAACAGAAGUCGACUAAACGGUGCAUGAAAACGUUCAUCUUUCAAAGCUACGAGAAGAGGGUUGCCACUAGGGGGCAGUCUGAGGUCACACUUUACACACCAGGACCUGACCUUUCCAAAGUCCAGAUUAAGUCAGUCAUAUAUGAAUGUGAUGAUCGUGUUUUACGCUGCGUUCGAGUUUCCUCAGAGGUCAGAUGUCCGAGCUGAAAAUGACAUCACACCUGAGUUCCCAACGUUUCAGGUACAAAGUCGGAAAAAAAAGCAAAAUCGGAGGCGAAAGUUAUUUUAGCGUUUGUCAUAUUCGGACAAGGUAAUAAAUGUAGCCAUCUUGUUUAAGGCUUCCGAUUUUGCUUUUUUCCGACUUGGUAACUGAAACGCUGGGAACCUCGGGUGUGACGUCAUUUUCAGCAUCGACAUCUGACUUCCGAGGAAACUCGAACGCCGCUAAAGUCGUCUAAUUUUCUUGUUUUUCCUCCAGUUGGACCCUCAGCGCCGGAUGA
Molecule: messenger RNA, 5566 nt
Organism: Xyrichtys novacula (pearly razorfish)
Lineage: Eukaryota; Metazoa; Chordata; Actinopteri; Labriformes; Labridae
Source: the annotation of a GenBank genome assembly